Messenger RNA from Panicum hallii, 2286 nucleotides. Its product is annotated as metal transporter Nramp3. The transcript is spliced from 14 exons. Gene Ontology annotation, molecular function: manganese ion transmembrane transporter activity; cadmium ion transmembrane transporter activity. The coding region runs from base 366 to 2018 and encodes 550 amino acids. NCBI's taxonomy places the organism in Eukaryota, Viridiplantae, Streptophyta, Magnoliopsida, Poales, Poaceae. The record is from RefSeq and is a predicted model, not a curated record. Gene Ontology annotation, cellular component: membrane. Gene Ontology annotation, biological process: metal ion transport.
CGCCGGUGGGACGGCACCGGAGCACGCGCGCGCUCCGUCCGCCGGCCCGUCCACGUCCGCUCCAGCCAAAACGUGCUCGGAGUGGACUCGCGGUCGACGAACGGAGACGGACCAGCCGCGCUAACUCCCUGACCUACCUACGUGGCCGACCUCAAGGAAGGAAGGCAGGCAAGCCGGGAGAGGUCCUACUCCGUGCAGUCCCCGUCGUGUCCGGAACGAGCGGGAGAGGGAGCGAGGCGGCGACGAGACGGCACACGCCUCGGCUCCGCUCUGCUCUGCUUCGGCUUCCCACUUCCCGCCGCUAGCCGCCGCGCCGCACGGAGCCACGCAGCACAGCGGGCUCAGACUUCUUGGGUGACAACGAGAUGAGUGGCACAGGUCAAUGCUCAUCCCAGCCACAAUUUAUGACUAGCGUUGGGGGGAGUAACCGCUCGAAUGGCCCUGGCACUCCUCUCAUUGAGAGCAUAGAUGUCGAUCAGAUUGUUAUUCCAGAGAAAAACAGUUGGAAGAACUUAUUCUCAUACAUAGGACCUGGAUUUCUUGUAUCAAUUGCUUAUAUUGAUCCUGGCAAUUUUGAGACGGAUCUACAGGCUGGAGCACAGUACAAAUAUGAGCUUCUUUGGAUCAUACUUGUUGCGUCCUGUGCUGCUCUUAUUAUUCAAUCGCUUGCAGCCAGGCUAGGGGUUGUGACAGGGAAACAUCUUGCCGAGCAUUGCAGGGCUGAAUAUCCCAAGGUCACAAAUUUCGUCUUAUGGAUUCUUGCUGAACUUGCAGUUGUUGCUUGUGACAUCCCUGAAGUAAUUGGAACUGCUUUUGCUCUGAACAUGCUGUUCAGGAUCCCUGUGUGGUGUGGUGUUCUAAUAACUGGACUCAGCACUCUAAUGCUCUUAUUACUACAACAAUACGGGGUCCGUAAGCUGGAAUUUCUUAUUGCAUUUCUGGUGUUCUUAAUAGCAACUUGUUUCUUAGUUGAACUUGGGUAUUCUAAACCAAACGCUUCAGAAGUUGUGAGGGGGCUUUUUGUUCCUGAACUUAAAGGAAAUGGAGCUACAGGUCUUGCUAUCUCAUUGCUUGGUGCUAUGGUGAUGCCGCAUAAUCUUUUUCUGCACUCGGCGUUAGUUCUAUCAAGAAAAGUGCCACGGUCCGUUCAUGGGAUUAAAGAGGCCUGUAGAUUCUAUACGAUUGAAAGUGCAUUUGCCCUUACAGUAGCUUUUCUCAUCAACAUAUCUAUCAUAUCUGUUAGUGGUGCUGUCUGCGGUUCAGGUAAUUUGAACCCUGAAGAUCAGGCGAACUGCAGUGAUCUAGAUCUUAACAAGGCUUCAUUUUUGUUAAAGAAUGUCCUUGGAACCUGGAGCUCAAAGUUGUUUGCAGUUGCCUUGUUGGCGUCUGGUCAGAGUUCUACAAUUACAGGAACUUAUGCUGGACAAUACGUCAUGCAGGGGUUUUUAGAUCUUCGGAUGACACCCUGGAUACGCAAUCUUCUAACCAGAUCCUUGGCUAUUCUGCCAAGUUUAAUCGUGUCAGUAAUUGGUGGUUCCUCAGCAGCUGGCCAGUUGAUUAUCAUUGCGUCGAUGAUACUGUCAUUUGAACUCCCUUUCGCUCUAGUACCUCUCCUUAAAUUCACAAGUAGCAAAACAAAGAUGGGGCAGCACACAAAUUCAGUUUUCACUUCUGUGCUAACAUGGAUAAUCGGUUCAUUUAUCGUCGUCAUCAACACCUACUUCCUGAUAACAAGCUUUGUCAAAUUGCUCCUCCACAGCGGGCUGUCCACCGUUUCCCAAGUAUUUUCUGGGAUUUUCGGUUUCCUGGGCAUGCUCAUAUACAUAGCAGCAAUCCUGUACCUCGUCUUCCGGAAGAACAGGAAGUCCACCCAGCCAUUGCUGGAAAGCGAUCCUGAGCUUUCCGUGGCUCAUGGCAGCACAGGCGCUGGAGCAGAAGGUUCUCUGGGCCAUUUGCCCCGGGAGGACAUCUCGAGCAUGCAGCUUCCUCAGCAGCGUGCAGCGACUGAUCUCGAUUAGAUAUAGCGGUCAGGAAAAUAAAUAUGUCUUUUUGAUGAUGAUAUAGUAGUACUAGGUGCAGUAUUUACACAUCAGUUACUGACGUAGAUCAUCAUAGUGAUGCUACAGUGGAUAAUAAUCUGGUUAAUGUAUACAAGAGCAUGGAUAUCAAUGCCACCGAAGUUACCAAACAGAAAAAAAAAGAGAGGGGGCUUUACCUGAACAUAUUUAUCCCAAUGAAUCUGUAAAGAAGGUAUCUGCAUUAUAGAAACUUUGCUUCAGACUGUAA